Messenger RNA from Cottoperca gobio, 8099 nucleotides. Its product is annotated as transmembrane protein 132D. Lineage: Eukaryota; Metazoa; Chordata; Actinopteri; Perciformes; Bovichtidae. The record is from RefSeq and is a predicted model, not a curated record.
AAGCCAGACGCACACACAUGCAUAACACGCACAGCAAGAGGAGGAUAGUCGGAGGAUAGAAAGAGAGAAGGAGGAAGGAAAAGGAGAGCAGACGAAGCUGCUGCCGGGCGAGCGGAAUUUGGAUUUUAUUUAAUAUAUGAGCCUAAAGUGACAGAGUUUUUUGGGGUUUUGUUGUUUCAAAACCACCCAUGAAGUGGACUUUUUGAUUCGUUGGUGGACUUCUCCGUCCACUCCGCUGGUCUGUUUAAACUUUGGAUGAAAGAAAAGUGCGAUAAAGGAAGAGGCAUUAAGGUUUGCACAGCUUUAGCUGUCCCGUUUGGAUAAAUAAAGCAGAGGAGCGCACCGGUGGAAAAAGCUCACCACGGGGGAAAACGGGUUCAUUCCUCCGCUCUGUCUUGAAGGAGACACACCGCAGACUUUGUUGGGGGGAGGAUUAAAAAAACAAACCAGCCUGCACCGGAAUUGGCCAUCGGGGGUUUCUUUUUUAUGACUGACUCCAGAAGGAUUUAUAGUUUACGCCAAACCUCAUCUGCGCGGUGUUUUAGGUCAAGCACAACGGGAUCGCAGUUUGGUCAAAUUGAGAUUAUUGAUGGCACCGAUGCGGUAGUGAUCUGUCCGGGGGGAAAAAGAAAGAGAUAAAAAAAUCAAAAACAUCUCAUUUUGUCCGUUUUGUGAACAGUCUCGGAGGUUUGUACCGACAGGAGGGAUGGAGACGUUCUGGAGAUGGGGAGGCGCGCUGGUGGGAUGUCGCCUCUGGAAGACGGUGCUUCUUGUUUUCCUUUGGAAAGUUUCUGACAGCCAAGCAGGAGCAGCCGGAGUUGGAGCAGGAGGAGGGCCGGACUCCUCCCAGUCCCGUUUCUCCUCCUCUCUCCCCACCUACCUCCCCGUCCAAUGCCAGCUAAGUAGUGCUGACUCCGCCUUCUUUCUGCGGGAAGCAAAUCAGGAGGUUAUGCGAAACGGCAGCCUAUCAUCGCGGACUGAGCCCUUCUUCCUCCACCAACUGGAACCAGCGGUCGCCGCCCAGAAUUCCCUGCCGAGCGUCAAUUGCAGCUACGGAAACCUGAGCAUUGAGCAGCCAAUUCCAGUGGAUCUGCUUCAGGGUCCACCACCGCAUCUGCUGCGGACGACCAACCAUGUGACUCUGAACUGGAAGGUCAAAGGUCAAGUGGUGGUGCCCAGAGUGGGGUCAACACGCCCCUGGAUACAGGUACUGUUUUAUCUGGUAGGGCGGCGUUGGGAUGAGCCUGACCCUCCUCCUCAAGCCCUCCUCCCAUGUGUCAGAGCCAUAGCCAUCCGUGACACCAGUGAAGCAGCACCCUCGGCGGGCUGCCGACUCGUGGGACCAUCUGGCAUCUGUGUUGUCCGUCUGGAGAUUCCCCCAGCUUGGUUUACACCACCGCAAGUGAGAAAAAGACCUCCUGAAGUGACUCUACCAUCAGUGGAUGUGUAUUACUCAAUCAUACCAGUGGAUGGGGCUGGUCAAGAGUGUCCCUCCAUUGUUAAUGAGCCAUGGAGAGUUCAGAGUGCUAACGCCGGGCCUCUUGGAGGCCUGGGCCUCGGGGGGCAGUGGAGCCCCCUUGUGGAUGCGGGUCUUCAGGACAUGCUGAAAGCUGGUUCAGUGGUAAUGACCAUGGGCCUGGUUCCUGCCAAAGGAGAAAAAUUGAGACUGGAUGAAAACGUGGAGGUUCUGGUGCCACCCAGCCCAGUUCGGCUCGGCAAGACGGUGGCGUUUGGUGUCUACAUGAAGACGGGUUCAAACACGGAACAGUUUACAUUAAGGGUGUGGUUCCAGUCAGGUAUUAACUUCCUGGCUGUGAAACCCAGCGACCUCGUCGCGUGGGAGAUCAAACAGGAAAUGUCACCGGGAAGCAGUUCGUUGGCGGUGAUGUGUCAGAGAAGGGCUUCCUCCACGGCAGAGAGAUUGGAAAGUCCAUCAUAUGAGGUGAUGCAGCUGGAAUUUGAGGUGGAUAACGUGAUCAAUCUGGUGCCAAUCCAGACUCUCCACUGGAAUGUCGAGUACCCAGUUGGCACUUCCAGGCAAACAGAGAAAGUCUCGCACCUUUACAUCAGCAACGCAGAUAUUCAGGGGAUCGUACCGCUGGCUGAGGACACAGAGGUGGUGAACACAGCUAUUCUUACAGGUCGGCGCGUCGCAAUGCCCAUCAAACUGGUUACCGUGGAAACGGACGGGCAGGUGAGGGAGGUGGACGACUCGGUCACCUGCAGCUCGACAGACGUGGAUGUUGUCCAGGUUUCCCCAAACUGUGACCAGGUUUUGGUGAACGGUAAAGAAAUGCGCGGCCGGCAGUCCUUGGCAGUCAACUUCACCUACCUGCACCUAUCUGCUCAGCUGCAGCUCACCGUCUGGGUGCCCAAGCUACCUCUGCAGAUAGACGUGUCAGAUACUGAGCUGAGCCAGGUUAAAGGCUGGAGGGUACCAAUCAUCACUAACAAGAGACCUACCAGAGACAGUGAAGAUGAUGAGGAUGAUGAGAGAAAGGGCAAAGGUUGCACCCUACAGUACCAGUUCGCCUUGGUGCGAGUCCUCACACAUUUUGUCGCAGAACCUUCAGACCCUGGAGGACAGAUGGUCUACAUGUUGGGUGCGGACUGGCAAGCUGAUAUUACUCAUUUGGUCUUGGACCAGCUAAAGGUAGAAGAUCCUCGCAUUGCCAGACUGAUAGAUGGAAGAAUCUUGAUUGGGCGAGACCUGGGGAUUACCACUAUACAGGUUCUUUCCCCGCUGUCCGACUCUAUCCUGGCAGAAAAGACUGUGACUGUGUUGGAUGACAAGGUGACCAUCACUGAUCUCGGAGUCCAGCUAGUUGCAUCUUUGUCACUCAGCAUGACAGCGAGUCCAGGAAAUUACCAGGCUAUACAGCUAACGACUACAGCUACAGACCUGCUACACACACCCAAACAGGAAGCAGCGAUCAGUGCCUGGAUCCAGUACAGUGACGGUUCAGUGACUCCACUUGAUGUUUAUGAUCCCAAAGAUUUCCUCCUAUCGGCUGUGUCAUUGGAUGAAAAUGUCAUCUCCAUAACCAAUCAGGAGCAACACUGGCCUAUUAUAGUGGCAGAGGGUGACGGACAGGGAGCACUGGUUCGUGUGGAAAUGGUUAUUUCUGAGACCUGCCAGAAAUCCAAAAGGAAGAGUGUGCUGGCAUCUGGAGUUGGCAAUGUAAUAGUGAAGUUUGGAGCAAAGAGUGAAGAAAGAGGUGUGAAUGGAAGAGGGGGACAGGGUGACGGAGGAGGGACGGACAACAGCACCAGCGAGCACCAAACAAAAGACGGAGGAGAGUGGAAGUCCAACAGUGCAGUAGUGGAUCGAGAGGAAGGAGCCAUGAGGAAGGUUAGCACAACGACCAAGAGCACAGUAAUCCACCGUGCUUCAGGUGGUAAAGCUGCCAAUGGAGGUAGCAGCAGCAGCCAGGGCGGAGGCCCCAGCCAAGCAGGGGACUACAGUAGCCUCCCAGCACAAGUGGAGGUACCAGGCACUGGGGAUAGUGAGCUGACUCAGACCACGAGAGGGCUUUCGGACCUGGAGAUUGGAAUGUAUGCCCUUUUGGGUGUAUUCUGUCUGGCAAUACUGGUCUUCCUCAUCAACUGUGUCAGCUUUGCUUUCAGAUACCGUCACAAGCAGGUCCCUGUGUUGGAAGCAGGAGGCAACAUGAACCACGCCCAUGACUGGGUGUGGCUUGGCAACGAGGCCGACCUUUUAGCUGACCACUCUGACCAUUGCCAGGGCGGUCUGCCUGAUGAGUGCACCACCAUCAUUGACCGGAAUGAAGGAGGAUACGGAGAUAACAAAUAUCUCCUGAACGGGGCUGGCAACACCUUGAUGAUGGGCGUGGGCACAGGCAUGGGCACCAUCAGUGGGAGCGGUGGCACAGGUGGACACCGGGGCAUCACCCACGGACAAACCCUGCCUAGAUCUGUUGCAGAAUCACAUCAGUGCCUUUCCGCAAUAACUACUGGUGGCAAUAAUUCCACUGGUCAAGCGGAGCAUCUGAAUAAUUCCCCCCGAGCCACGGCUGCAGCUGCAGUUGCAGCUGCCAAACGCAAACGCGUCCAGUUCACGUCUUUUGCCACUGUUCUGCCCAAUGAUAAUUUGAGUGGGGGUGGCCCAUACACCAACUCUUCUGUCCUGGUGACCAGUGGGAGCGAGGAUGACAUAAAGUGGAUUUGCCAGGAUAUGGACCUGGGUCAGUCUGAAAUCAGAACCUACAUGGAGAGGCUACAAGACAAUCUGUGACUUAUGGGAAAGAGACUGAGAAAUGGAGGGGCACAGGAUGAGUGCAGGAGGGGGAGGAUGGACAAUGAGUACAAUUCACCUGUAAUGCCUUUGCAAUGGAUGAAGGGAGGGAGAAUGUAGGAAUAUGAGCAAACAGUAAAGGAAACACAAAGUGUGGCCAAGACUUUAGAAGAUUAUUGAACAGACAGCGUAGGGGAUGCUUAAAUUUAACUCCCCUUAGGCUGUGAAAAGCAUACUGUCAUCACUAGCUCACACUGAAAUCAAUGGUAGCAAACAAUAAAUAACCAUAUGAGUUUAUUUUAUAUUAUUUAUUGUGAAAAUAUUAGUGUAAAUAAGUGUCAAUAAUAAAGUCACUAUUGGUUAUGAAUGUUUAUUUUCAGAAUACCAGUAAACCAUUGUGCUAUACAGUAAAUUCAGGGUAUGUUAUUGGACAAACAUUAUCAAGUCACUAUACAUUUUAAACGAGGAUGGCAAGAACAUCGUUUCUGAAGUAUUUUUUACUCAUAUGGUGUAUCGCCAGCAUUGGUUGUGGCUGAUGAUUGGUUAUUGAUAGAUCUAGUUUUAAUAUUUACCUGCCAAGUCUGCUAAUAAUAGUUAUGAUUACUAAAGAAUACGUGUGCAUCAGAGAUACAAUCCGUUUGUUUUUUUUGUUCUAUCAUGUGACCUAUUUGCUUUUGGCAUUGCUCAGAAGUAAAAUGUAACAUCUAAAAAAAUCUAAUCAGAAAUAUAAGACACCAGUGGGAGCUGCCAUUCAGCAUUGAAUAUGAGCGAUCUUGCUCUUUCCAAAAAACAACAGAAUGUGUCAAGAGUUGGAAAAUGAUAUGAAAUGCAAAAGACUGUUUCUCCCUUGGAUCCAAGACAGAGGCAUUUAAAAUUGCACAAUUACAAACAGGAGAGGACAUUAGCCAUAUUUGAGGCUUAAUUCCUGUUUUGUGAAACCUUCCAGCCAAUGACUUUCUCCCUGUAUACAAAACCAAUCGCAUCUUCUCCCGGCCCCUCUCCUUGUCUGUGAUUGGACAGCAGUAGAAACUUUGUGAACUAAAGUAUACAGUGAAACACUGUCUGUAAACUAAAAGGAGACUGACUGAGGUGUCUCAUAUAAAUAGGAGGCUGCUUGGGCUUUGCAAAGCCCGACCGAACACUUAAUAAUGAUGAUUAUUUAAAACAGAAACCACGAAGGCAACAAGACAGACCAGAGUCCCAACAGUGUUCUACAUGGAGCUAACCGGAUAUAUUGAAUGACAUUACACUACAAAUGAAAACUGAGUGACACUCUUGAAUAUGUCAUGCAUAGGUAUUGGUUAAUGAAACAUUGUUUGUUUUGCUGAACAUAAUUAUGUAGUUUAUUUCCUUUUGUUUUUCCUUUUUGAUGAAUAGAAUGUUUUAUUAUGUUUUGUUCCCUGAUUUGGGAAGAUAUAAAUUGUAGCUUUUGAUUUCAAAGAUUUAUUAAGAUUUUAAGGAUAUAUGAUUCUUUUUUUCUCCUAGAUAUCUAUUUAUUUAAAUUAACAUUCGAGAGGGUGAGGAGAGAAAGAAAGAUUGAAAACAGACCUGCUGGUGAAUGAUAGCACAUAAGAGAACAAGUGAAAAGAAGGAGACAGAACAGGCAGAGGUUGCCUCACCUUCGUUAAGCUCAGGUGACGAGUCAUGAAGAACUGACAAUAAAAAAGGAGAAGUGUAAGAUUGUUAAGAUUGCAAUAUUUAUUUAUAAAUGUGUUACUGUUUCAGAGUACACUGUAUGUUGUAGAUAAAUAAACAUGCUUCAAAGUGCUUGUGAAUAGGAUUGCAGGUCACUAGCCAACAACAUGGUGAUAUUUUGUAAAUUUUACAGUGCAAAUAUGGUACACAAUACUAUCUACCACCACAAUGUGAAAGUGAUCUUAUUGGUUCUUUUUCUAAUGAUGUUCCUGUCUUUGUUUAAAUUAUUGAAUGAGUUCUUGUCUUUGUACAGGGUAGGAAUCGAUUUACCUCCAUAAUGAGAUUUAAAAAUGGAGGUAGUCCAUCGUGCAUCACACUCAAAAGUACUUGAGCAUGGUGUGUCCAAGAGAUCCAUUUCAAAAAAGUAAAUCAAACCAAAUGUGAGGAUGUUGAGCUAGUCCAAAAGAAAACAAAGGCUGAAUCUGGACUACCACAGAUAUAACUCUAUUUUCAAUAAUUUGUGUAACAAGAUACAUAAUAAAAAUGCACAUGAAAUCACAAUGACCACAUUGUAAAUUCGGAGACAUAAUAAAUACAGGAUUCAAAGGACGGAGGUCAGAGACCAGUUAGAGACCUGAGCUGAUUUCAAAUGGGGGAACUAAAUGGACUGCACAGCCUCCACCAAAGCAAUAGAUAUUUUGACUGGUAAUGGUGGCUAAACUGUGUGUUCUGGACUGUACACAUUACUGUAUCUCGCCUACUCUAAUGUAGCUACAAAAACUGCUGUGAUUCAAAGGAUCAGCCAAACAGAAACAAGUUCGAUAGUCGCUGACGGUAGAAGUGUAGCAAUGCUUUUAAUAUAAAAAACAAAACACUUUGACUCUUAACUAGAACUGUGAGUUUAAUCAUACUUCACAGCGUGUGACACACAUUCUACCUGUUGUAUAAUUUUAAAAACUGUAUGAAUGUCAACUGAAAAAAACAAGGUUAUUUCUGAAUAUUUUGGGGGCAUUUGCGCUUUUAUUUGAUACUAGAGAAAGACAGAUCCUCUGUAUGUAGCCAUUGUGGAAGGACCACAAUUUACUGCAUGCUUACUAAACUACUGCUGAGCUUUAGACCCGUUCCCAAGAGGAAUUGUUUUUACACCACAAAAGUUUGGCUUCUUUGUCAUCUUUGCAGCUGUCACACAGAAUGGUAUACUUGGUUGCAACCAGAGAGCAGUAACUCUAAUUUGGUCUUAGAAAUACAGAGAACUUUGGACACAGACAACUGUAAGUGCAGAAACAAGAGCACGGUUGUUAUAUUAUUAUUAUUAUUAUUAUUAUUUUAUUUUUCACUUUCCUCUGGUUGACAGGCUGUUUAUGUUCAUAUUUAAUCAACUUGUAAUAGAAAUGUUUUGCCAAUGCAGGUAGUAGUGUGAUGUUCAUACAGCGCAAGUAAAAGUACAGUAAGUACAUAGCAGUAAGCGAGGGAAUUGGGCCUACAACAACGUGUUCAGUUUGUUCAUACUAACGUUAACAUUUUCAAUAUUCAACAUAAUGCUACACAAGAAAAUUGCAUUUCAUCCAAAGCUUAUUUUUCUAAUACAAAACUGUUUCAUAUGAACAUAAGUCCGAUGAGAGUAUCAGAUCCGGAUACCUUUGAAGGAUUGGAGGAUUUAGUUGUUCUUUAUGUUGUCACUCAGCCUUGUAAAACACACUUGUUAGGCUUUUUGUCUUCAGAGGGUCUGCAUAUAUAGUUCUGCCUUAUUUUUCUCAGAGAAAACAAGGAGGCCUUGUUUUCAGAGGGUGAUUUUACAUUAUUAGCCACUGUAGUCCCCACUCAAACCCGCUCUUACACUCCAGAGCAGUGAAUAUAUUACCUUAGAACCAAAUGAGUUCUUCAUACAUUAACUUGCAAAUAAAGAAUGCAUUUUGCACACUUCCUCUCAGAUGAAGCCAAUACACAGCAGUAGUCCAGUCAGCAAGCAAGCAGUAAAACAAAUGGGACCUCUACAGUGGUAGUGUGCUGAAAACAAUCAAACCACAAAAAAAAUUAAAAGACAUAUUCUCAAAAUAGCUGAGGGCAGCAGUUGAAUGUGCUACAGGUAGAAGAGGCGCCGGUGGCAAUGAGCCCUAAAGGUUUUUUGUUGAUUUCCUUUUCCUUUUGCUAUUGUCAUUGUUUAAACAUGGUUCAUCGAGGCCAAUAAAAACCCAUAACCAAAAUCUGA